This is a messenger RNA of Tarenaya hassleriana, 1485 nucleotides long. Its product is annotated as nicotinamide adenine dinucleotide transporter 1, chloroplastic. Gene Ontology annotation, biological process: NAD transmembrane transport. NCBI's taxonomy places the organism in Eukaryota, Viridiplantae, Streptophyta, Magnoliopsida, Brassicales, Cleomaceae. The transcript is spliced from 9 exons. The record is from RefSeq and is a predicted model, not a curated record. The coding region runs from base 342 to 1268 and encodes 308 amino acids. Gene Ontology annotation, molecular function: NAD transmembrane transporter activity.
UAAUUCUCAUACUCCCUCUCUUUCAAAACAUCGUCCCCUGAAAAACAUGGCGGUUGUUCUGUUCUCUUCGAUCCCAUCGAUCUUCUCGUACUGACCUCUAUCGUUAUCCUGAGAGUUUAGAAAUAAACCCUAACUCGCCGGGUUGACUCAUUUAUCGAAGGGGCGGGCAGUAUCACGACGACUCGGCCGUCACCAAAUUGCGCAAGUUGUUGCGGGAUCCUUCUCGGCAAUGCGACGCUGGUUCGCCGCGAGAUCUCACUCUCGAGAGGAAACCACAUUUUCAUCCUCGUCGAUUAAAGCCUUCGCGCGUUUUCAGGCUCUUCUCCGUUCAGAUCGCAGGGAUGUCCAGUUAUUCCCAUGGCCCUAGUCCCAGGGGUCUCCUCUGCAAUGCCGGCGCCGGUGCCGCCGCUGGGGUAAUUGCGGCUACGUUUGUGUGUCCAUUGGAUGUUAUAAAGACGAGGUUUCAGGUUCAUGGGCUGCCAAAGCUUGGUGAUGGAAGCACCAAAGGUAGUCUUAUUGUUCGUAGUUUGGAGCAAAUCUUUAAGAGAGAAGGGAUGCGUGGCUUGUACCGCGGGCUUUCACCUACAGUGAUGGCGCUUCUUCCAAAUUGGGCUAUUUAUUUUACUAUGUACGGCCAGCUCAAGAGCUUCCUCUGUUCAAAUGAUGAGGAUCGGAAACUUAGUGUCGGUGCUAACAUGAUAGCUGCCUCUGGUGCCGGAGCUGCAACUACAAUUGCCACCAAUCCUCUUUGGGUUGUGAAGACUAGGUUUCAGUCUCAGGGAAUGAGAACGGCUGUGGUACCAUACAGAAGUACGCUGUCUGCCUUGAGGAGAAUAGCUCACGAGGAGGGAAUCCGUGGCUUGUACAGUGGUCUUGUCCCUGCCUUGGCUGGAAUCAGUCAUGUAGCCAUUCAGUUCCCCACAUAUGAGAAGAUCAAAAUCUACUUGGCUAAGAAAGGUGAUAGAACGAAGGAUAAUCUUAGCGCUCAAGAUGUAGCAGUUGCCUCAUCCAUUGCAAAGAUAUUUGCUUCCACAUUAACCUACCCACAUGAGGUUGUGAGGGCAAGGCUUCAAGAGCAAGGCCACCGCAGCGAAAAACGAUACUUGGGUGUAAGGGACUGCAUUAAGAAGGUGUUGGAGAAGGAAGGGAUAAAGGGUUUCUACAGAGGAUGUGCCACCAACCUUCUAAGAACCACACCGGCUGCAGUAAUCACAUUCACGAGCUUUGAGAUGAUUCGCCACUUCCUCUUCACCCAUUUACCACUCUGACCCCCUCAUCUCAUCACACGCUGCAAACCAUUUAGAUCAUUCUCAUUCAUUGGUCUGAUUAAAGACGGUAGGACCUCCUGAACCUCUUUUUCCUUUCCGGGUCUGGAAAAUAUCUGAUGGCUCAAUCUGAAAAACCACAUAUUCAUGUAAGAAAAAGGCAUAGAAAAUCCUGUUGAAUGUUAUGAUUGUGGUUGAUGAGAUGGUGAAGUUGGGUUUA